AUGGGAGAUGUGCAAUCCAUAUUUGAACAUAUACUAAAUUCUUUUGCUAAUGAGAGUUUGCCUUUGGUUGUGGAGGAUGGCCAUAGUGAGGAAUUAGGCCAAAAGGAAGGUGAGAAUGAAUUUAGAGCGUCUAACAUAAGGACAAUGUUUGUCUCUGCCGAAAAUGGCCAAACUCUAAUGGAAUCCAAGCAAAUAAGAAAUUUGUCCCCACCAUCAGAAAAGUUAUGGAUUUUGCUGAUGGUGUUAGGCUGUGAAGUUUUAAGGAUAGGUCAAAUUGGUUUGGGUAUGGGUUGCGACAUGGGUUCUAACGGUUUCAAGAAUAAAAUGGAAAGUUUUGAGCUUCAUAUCAACCUGUUGAUGAUGUUUAGUAUUGUCUCAUCAAUUUUAAGCACAGGAGAUGGCCAAACAACUAAUUUCAAUGUGUUGGAUUAUGGAGCAAAGGGAGAUGGAAAAACCGACGAUUCUCAGGCAUUCUUAAAGGCAUGGGAAGGUUUGUGUACUGAAGCUGUUGAAGCUCCUCCUGCCCUUAUCAUACCAAGUGACUAUUCGUUCUUAUUGCAACCUCUGCUGUUUAGUGGCCCUUGUAAGUCCAACACUGUUCAUAUUCAGCUUAUGGGGAAUGUUGUGGCACCAGACAACCUUGAUGCAUGGAUAAAUUGCAGUACAUUGUACAAGUGGCUGGCCAUACAUUAUGUAGACGGUCUCAUCUUCAAUGGAUUUGGACAUAUCAAUGGCCAAGGUUCACCAUGGUGGGAUAAUGGAAAUGUGGAGCGCAAGAAUUGCUCAAAGCCAACGGCCCUAUAUUUCCACAGUUGUAAUGGUCUUCAACUAAGAGGGAUUACACAUCUUAAUAGCCCCAGAAACCACAUAACCUUGAAUGGGUGCAAUAACGUAACUCUGUCGAACCUUACUAUAAUAGCUCCUGAUGAUAGCCCGAACACUGAUGGAAUUAACCUCAAGGAUUCAACCAAUGUCACUAUUCAAGACACUACCAUCGCAACUGGUGAUGAUUGCAUUGCUAUAAACGAGGGAACCUUCAACGUCAAUAUAACCGGUGUAGCAUGUGGACCAGGUCAUGGAAUCAGUAUUGGAAGCUUAGGAAACACCGAAGAUUAUGAAACGGUGGAAGAAAUACAUGUCAGAAAUUGUAGCUUCAAUGGAACUCAGAAUGGAGCAAGAAUCAAGACCAGACAGGAUGGAAUAGGGCAUGCUAAGAAAAUAUCCUUCGAGCACAUCAUAUUUAUAGCAGCUGGAAAUCCUAUCAUUAUCGACCAGAAUUACUUUGGUGCCGAAGGAGGGUGCAAAAAUAAGUUCCAAGUGAGUGAUAUCACAUAUAGAGAUAUACAAGGAAGUUCUGCUGUGGAGGAAGCGAUUAAGUUGGAUUGUUGCGGUAUAGGUUGCCCAAAUAUUGUGAUGGACCAUGUCAAUUUAACCUCUUCCCUUCCAAAUCAAAAGGUUCUUGCUGUCUGCAACAACGCUUCUGGAACCUCAUCAUCUACUUUGCCUGAUGUCCCUUGCUUAUCAAACUAA
Molecule: messenger RNA, 1530 nt
Organism: Ziziphus jujuba (common jujube)
Lineage: Eukaryota; Viridiplantae; Streptophyta; Magnoliopsida; Rosales; Rhamnaceae
Product: probable polygalacturonase At3g15720
Exons: 12
Coding region: 1-1530 (509 amino acids)
Biological process (GO): carbohydrate metabolic process
Molecular function (GO): polygalacturonase activity
Source: RefSeq, a predicted model, not a curated record